Nylanderia fulva is the source of this 1391-nucleotide messenger RNA. RefSeq lists its product as uncharacterized. Gene Ontology annotation, biological process: Wnt signaling pathway. The record is from RefSeq and is a predicted model, not a curated record. Lineage: Eukaryota; Metazoa; Arthropoda; Insecta; Hymenoptera; Formicidae.
AGCUCCACGUAAUAUUGGACGUGUAACGUCUCACGCCCCAGAGGUUGAAAAACGGAUCGGAGUAGAGGGUGAUCGAGGUCAGCUGGACCAUGGUGACGGUGAGAGGAUACGGAAACUCGGACAGCAACAUCUUCCCGACGACGUUGCUGCUGCUGGAGACGACGUACCACAGCAGACACAGGAACAGCACCGUCACCACCUCGCGAUUGUUCCGUCUGUCAUCCAUCCUGUUCUCGGAGCUGUCAAAACUCACUCCCGGUUUUUCACACUACGCGAUAUCCAUCCGAAUUCGCAACUCCCAGCCCGGGUUGCGCCACAGCGAAGUCUGAGAACCCGGCUACGCCGGUGCUUCUCAUAUAAUCAUCAAUAAGGGAGAUCCUGAUCAUUUUACUUGACAGGUGGCGCCCUCGCGCGGCGAAAAGUCGAAACUUCGAGUUCUAGGUCCACGGCCGCCAGGCUGAGAAAUGACCUCUUCAGCUUUGCGUUGAUGUUGUGUUGCGAGGUUAUUGCUGUUAGAAUAUUUAGAAUUGAAAAUGAAAAAAGCCGAUGAACUGGUGAAUUCGUCGAGCUCGGAGGAUGAAAUAUCUGCAAGUGUUCUCCAGGAAGCGAUCGAUCAACAAUUUUUGAAAAACACUUUUUAUAAGACGGGGGAAACCAAAGUUGCUCCUGAAUCUGACUCGGAGAUCAACAAACCAAAAUCUCUCAGAAUCUCAAAACAGGACAAAUUUACAAAUUUUGGUGUUACUGACACGUUCCAAAAUUUUGUCGCUAAUAAGUUGGAUGGAAUUUUGGAGAGGACUAUUAAAUUAAAAAGAAACAAAACUACUGAAUGUUUCAUAAAACAGAAACGGAAAAGGAAUAAAAAUUCUGGAAUAAAACUGUUGAGCACGUCUAAAAAAUUUGUAACUACUAAAGAAAUCACAAAAUUGUUUACAAAGCACAAAGAGAAACUCGGAAGGUGUUCACCGAUGGAAGAUGAUGAUACUUUAUUGAAAUUUCAAGAAGCUGCUGUCAGUCCAGAAAGUAUAUUGAAUCCAUCAGAUACGAUAGUUUAUAAUGAUAAAUAUUCAGAACCAGAAUUUAAAUAUAAGAAAUUAAAAGAUGGCGUUUUAAUUGAGGUGUAGCGUUAAGUUUUUUUUAUCUACAAUUACUGUAUAUAUGUAUAUAAAUAUUUUAUAUGCAAAACUAAAAUCAUGUUUACUAUAUUUUUCUUAUUGAAUUGUUUAUGACACCCUAUUAUAUCAAUGAAAAGCAGACUAUAAAAAUGUAUAGUUUUGUAUAGGUUUAUGAUUUAAUUAAUUUCACUAUGAGUAUAAUAUUAAUAAUGGUAUAUAUUUGCCAUCUUGCAGUGGAUUGAAUAUUUUCAAUUACAAUUUUUAAUGUUUUAUUAA